AUGGUGAUUGCACAAGACACGCGAGGCCAACAUCAGACUACAGCAAAGCACUUUGCUCAGACCAGUCACUGGACCAUACUGGCCACAGCCCGGCUGCUAUUUCAAUCCGGUCUUAUAACGGCCACAACACCUACCCAUACCCAGCAGGCCCAUGCUCUACGCGCCACGCAGAUCGAGGCAGCCCUGACAGGCAACGUUCCCGUCCACGCUUCACGCCUCAACAUCCCAUACCCGGGUUCCUGGGACACAGAGGAGCUAUCCCGCCCCUGGACACUUGAGCUUAACGUCACCCACAACGGCACUCCCGACAGGAAGACAGAAGUAAUCUUGGAAGUGCGUCCACCACCGGCGCCCGGACCAGGUGCCCUCUACGAUGAAGACGGCGAGUCCAACGUUCCCCGGGAGGUUUCAGGCACGUGGAAGGUCAUGUACCUCCUUCCGCAGCCCGUCGACCUGCGCCAAGUGCCCGGGGACAACGAUAUGGAGGAUGGGUCAUGCCCUACGAGCGUGCUGAGCGAACAGUGCGUACGAGAUAUGCGCGAGCUGAUCAGCAUUGACCCCAAGGACUUCGAGCGGACGUGGGAGAACUUCACGGUGCCUGAGAGCUGUGGGGGAUAUACAAAGCCAGAGAGAUAUUACACAUCCACGCCUAAGCUCAGGUUCAGCCUGGGUGGGCCGAACUCAUACAACACUUUCGGUCUUCGCACGUGGCCGCUCAUCUCUGUUUGGGGCAAGGACUGGAAGCCCGACAACGAUGGCCCAGUUCUGGUGCCUGCAGAGAACAUCCUAUUCUCAUGUGUGAAAGCUGCCGUCGCAAUGGAUAAUAGCACAUUACCUACAGGCGGUACUCUUGGCCUCCCCUAUGUCACGUCCACAUGGGCGCCUGGGCCGGCAACCCCUACGGCUGCGACGCCAACGCCUACCAGUGCUGGUAUGAAGCUGAAUCUCGGUCUUGCCUGGUCGAUUGGUAUUACAAGUGCAAUCCUGGGUCUUGCUGGUUCCAUCUAA
Microdochium trichocladiopsis is the source of this 1008-nucleotide messenger RNA. RefSeq lists its product as uncharacterized. The transcript is spliced from 2 exons. The record is from RefSeq and is a predicted model, not a curated record. The coding region runs from base 1 to 1008 and encodes 335 amino acids. NCBI's taxonomy places the organism in Eukaryota, Fungi, Ascomycota, Sordariomycetes, Xylariales, Microdochiaceae.